This is a messenger RNA of Phytophthora infestans T30-4, 303 nucleotides long. Its product is annotated as secreted RxLR effector peptide protein, putative. The coding region runs from base 1 to 303 and encodes 100 amino acids. The record is from RefSeq and is a predicted model, not a curated record. The transcript has a single exon. Lineage: Eukaryota; Oomycota; Peronosporomycetes; Peronosporales; Peronosporaceae.
AUGCGUCUCACUGUCGUGCUACUGAUGAUAGUCGCCACACUUCUUGUAUACAGCGAAGCGCGCUCACUUCGUCAAGGUUCUCCCACCAGUCUGACGUCGAAAGCUGAUGCAGAUUCCGAGGAGAGAUGGUUCGUUAUCCGCGACCCUUUAUCAAAAGCGGCCACUACAGUUGAGAAGGUCUCAGUCGAGUCGUCAAAGAGAAAUAAAGUCCUUAACAAGUUGGCCAAGAUUCUCCUUCCAGACACGAGCGACUUCAGAUUAGUGUACAAAGAUGGCCGGUGGAAAUCUGAAAAGUUCUUUUGA